GUUUCGAAUAUUCUUUCUUACAAGUUUCCAAUCAUUGUUACACAGUAUAAACGACGCGUGGACCUGUUCACGUCCUGCAACUAGUCAACAAAAAAAAAAGCAAAACAACAACUUCACCGGCAUGAAGCGCUGGAGUUAGAAGCUGCCUAACGCUUUUCUUCCACCGGCAUGCCCAUUGACGCCAAGAUCGAGUCUCCGACUGAAUCGAGUAGGGCUCGCCAAAGCUGGCUGGCGAGGUGUGGCCUUACUUUAACCAACCUAUCUGUACGUGACAAGCACGUCUCUGAAGAAUCCCCAAAUAGGCCCGUCAUGACUUUGGCUGACACAAGCCCUAAGAAGAGAAGGAGGACUUCUAAAAGUCCGCUUCCAUCCAGCAGAACUCCUUUCAAAAUGGCUGAAAAUCAACCGUUGCCAAACGGCAAACCUGCACAUCUCGAACCACGUGAUCAUUUUGAUUUGUGUUUGAAAGAAGAUCAUUCUCCGUAUGCGCAAGCGCGCAAGCAAUUGCUCCAGGACGAGGGCUUCCUCGCAUGGGAUUUCAAGGCACGGAGCUCUGCAUCGAAAGAUGAAAUAAGAGCUGGUCAGAUACUACUUGCGAUUCGAGAAUAUGAACGGGACGUAACAUUCGGCAACCAGGCCUCAGAGGCGAUCCCUGGUCCCGACACGCUGGACAUGGGAGGACAGUUCUUGACAAAUAGGACUAGGAUCGAGUCGCGAAGCAUACUCUAUGAUAUUUCAACCAAGGUGCCAAAGGGCGCUCUUUUACAUCUCCACUUCAACGCCGAACUACAUCCAGCACGGCUACUAGAGGAAGCGCAAAAGAUGCCAAACAUGUUUAUCAGAAGCAUUCGGCCCCUUUUGACGGAGGAGGACCUCGAUGUGACCGAGAUGGUUUUCAAUGUCAUGCCGGAGGAUACGGCCAAUGCUAAUAUAUUUUCUGAAGAUUACAAAGGGAAGGAUGGGAAUUGGAGGGACCCCGAAAUCGCUCCCCAGAUCUGGAUGAGGUGGUCGGAUUUCCGCAAAGAGUUUCCCAAAAGGUUCAAGGGCAUCUACAAGCAGAAAGAGGAGGACUUGUUGUCAGAAGGGCACAAGCCGAAUAGCUCGCAGCAAGGCUUCGUAAAGCUCGAUCCUGCAGAAAAUUGGCUGAAAUCAAAGAUGGUGCUGAGUGAGGAUGAAGCUUAUAGACCAUCCCAGACGGUCAACGGUGUCUGGGCACGAUUCAAUCAAGCUACGAGGUGUUUCAAAGGGCUCUUAAACUACGAGCAAGUCUACAGAUGGUACAUUAGCGAAUUGAUCGACCGCAUGAUUGAGGAGAAAGUCAUGUACGCCGAGCUUCGACCCAUGCUGAUGGACAAGUCCAUUCCUACCAACGAUGGUCGCGGCAAACUCAACAAUGCAGAACAGAUGCAAAUGAUCAUAGAUGGCGUCAACGCAAAGAAAGCCGAACUUGUGGAUGCUAAAAAGGGCCAUUUGUUUCCGUUUGGCCUAAAAAUCGUGUAUUGCACACCCAGAUCGAUCCCCAAACCGAAGAUGAUAUCCGAGAUGAAAGAUUGCAUCGACCUAAAACUUCAGUUCCCUGAUCUUAUCUGCGGCUUUGAUCUCGUUGGUGCUGAAGACCGACCCAAUAAUAUCGGCUUUUAUUACGACGAAUUAGUGGCAUUCAAGCAAACCUGCAAGGACAAGGGAUUAGACAUUCCCUUUCUGUUCCAUGCAGGCGAGACUCUGUUGGAUACGGGCGGCUCCAAAGAUCCAGCAAACUCAAAUCUAUAUGACGCUGUACUCUUACAGUCAAAGCGUAUUGGCCAUGGCUUCUCCUUAAUGAAGCAUCCGCACUUGGUGGAGAAGUUCAGGAGGACGGAUGAACAGAAGGGCAUAUGUGUGGAGCUUUGCCCGAUCUCGAAUGAGCUUCUGCAUCUCUGUAGAAACGUAAAGGAGCACCCCUACCCAGAGCUGCUCGCUGCCGGAAUACCGUGCACGGUCAAUAGCGAUAACCCAUCACUUUUCAGUAACUCAAUGUCUCACGAAUUCUAUCAAAUCAUGGUCGGCGCACCAACAAUAACCAUCCAUAGCUGGAAGCAACUAGCUCUGUGGAGUCUGGAAUAUAGCUGUCUCUCCGAGCAAGAGCGAAAGGAGGGCGCUGAGCUGCUUUUAGAUAGCUGGGAGCAAUUCUGCAGAGACGUCGUUAAGGAUUACGAGCGUCUCAUGGACGGUGAUAAGAUCAACGUGGAGGAAGCACACAAGGCGUACGAGGCAAAGCACUCUACAAAGAAGCCAUGA
Messenger RNA from Aaosphaeria arxii CBS 175.79, 2277 nucleotides. Its product is annotated as Metallo-dependent hydrolase. Lineage: Eukaryota; Fungi; Ascomycota; Dothideomycetes; Pleosporales. Gene Ontology annotation, biological process: inosine biosynthetic process; adenosine catabolic process. The record is from RefSeq and is a predicted model, not a curated record. The transcript is spliced from 5 exons. Bases 169 to 2277 code for a protein of 702 amino acids. Gene Ontology annotation, molecular function: adenosine deaminase activity.